This is a messenger RNA of Talpa occidentalis (Iberian mole), 634 nucleotides long. RefSeq names its product ubiquitin-conjugating enzyme E2 N-like. Gene Ontology annotation, cellular component: nucleus. Gene Ontology annotation, molecular function: ubiquitin conjugating enzyme activity. NCBI's taxonomy places the organism in Eukaryota, Metazoa, Chordata, Mammalia, Eulipotyphla, Talpidae. The record is from RefSeq and is a predicted model, not a curated record. Gene Ontology annotation, biological process: DNA damage tolerance; protein K63-linked ubiquitination.
AUGGACCUGAACCAAAACACCAUUGACCACCUGAUCUCCAUAAGCUCCAACUCUGACUGGUGGACAAACAUCAAAGUAACAUUUAGGUCUCCCGGAAUUAAGUACUCGGGAUCUGACAAGUUGGCCGGGCUGCCCCGCAGGAUCAUCGAGGAAACCCAGCGUUCGCUGGCAGAACCAGUCCCCGGCAUUAAAGCAGAACCAGAUGAAAGCAACGCCCGUUAUUUUCAUAUGGUCAUUGCUGCCCAGGAUUCCCCUUUUGAGGGAGGGACUUUUAAACUUGAACUAUUCCUUCCAGAAGAAUACCCAAUGGCAGCCCCUAAAGUACGUUUCAUGACCAAAAUUUAUCAUCCUAAUGUAGACAAGUUGGGAAGAAUAUGUUUAGAUAUUUUGAAAGAUAAGUGGUCUCCAGCACUGCAGAUCCGCACAGUUCUGCUAUCAAUCCAGGCUUUGUUAAUUGCUCCCAAUCCAGAUGAUCCAUUAGCAAAUGAUGUAGCAGAGCAGUGGAAGACCAACGAAGCCCAAGCCAUAGAAAGAGCUGGAGCAUGGACUAGGCUAUAUGCCAUGAAUAAUAUUUAAACCGAUCUGAUCAUCAAGUGUGCAUCACUUCUCCUGUUCUGCCAAGACUUCUUCCUUU